Gadus morhua (Atlantic cod) is the source of this 6089-nucleotide messenger RNA. It is a transcript of the gene wapla, whose product is annotated as WAPL cohesin release factor a. Lineage: Eukaryota; Metazoa; Chordata; Actinopteri; Gadiformes; Gadidae. The transcript is spliced from 20 exons. Bases 328 to 4077 code for a protein of 1249 amino acids. The record is from RefSeq and is a predicted model, not a curated record.
CUUCGAACCAAACUUCACUAUCUUGGCAUUGAUGGAAGAGGGAGGGGAAAUUUAAUGGCCGUCAAUACCACUUAAAAAUACAAAAAGUCGGGAUAAUCUCGAGUAUUCACAUUGUUUGGCUCACCAAUAACGUCCACCGUUCCUAACCACGGUUCAGAGGACAUGCACGGACGUGGAGCGGGCUUGUGGUCUAGUUUGAUAGGGCAGUGAACGGACUUUAGCCGUCUGGUUAGUCGGACUGGGGAUAAGGCCUAGCCGGCUGGAUGCUAAAAAACAACUAGUCCAUCACAGGAGUACAGUGAGAAUAUGUAACAUAGAGAAAGCAACAUGACAUCACGAUUUGGUAAAACAUACAACCGUAAGGGGGGUGAAGCGAACUCUAAAUUUGAAGAGGUCUUCUCUAAUAAAAAACCCACUCUUACCACUAAAUGGGGGGAGACAACUUACAAGGCACAAUUGGGGACAAAGAGGUCAUCUUUAAAGUCUGAUGUUGCUGAGCUCCCCAAGCGGCCCAGGCUUGAGGUCGACAGCGACAAUGAUGAAGACCCCUUUGGAUUUGACAGCGAUGAUGAGUCAAAGACUGUCACCUCUCAGACAGCUACACAGUCUAAAUCAGAGGAUGGACAUGCAACAUCAAAACCUCCAUCUGGUCAGGCGACUGGCACAAAGGCUGCUGUGGCCUCCUCUGUCACUUCUGCUGCCAAGCAGACUUCUGAAGAGAAGUUGGUGAAAAACAGCCAGUCGUCUUGGACUAGAACCACAGCAUCCAAUAGCAUCCAGAAGCCUGCAGCCGCAUCCUCCUCGUUAACGUCGAGAGACCGCAAUCCAACAGGGACCUCCUCACUAAGCAUGGAUGCCACUCUGUGCAGCAAAGGCUCUUCUCAAAUGCUACCUGGAGGAAGCCGGAACUCCCAGUUCACCUCCAACUCGUCUUUCAAGGAUGGGAUGUCCUCAGAAGGCAUGAGUCAGGAAGAGAGGCCGCUGGCCUCGGAGCCUCCAGCAGAGCCCGUGGAAAACGUUGAGCCGUCGCCGUUCACCCUCAGGACGGCAAACUCUAGGAAGUACCAGCGGCCUGGUCGAGACUCUGCCUCCUCAGAUAGUGCAGACGUCGGCGUGGCCCCUGAAACCCCCUGCGCCGAUGCCAAGCCCAACACCACAGUGGGCACCGGUGUCGCUAAAACUGCCGCCAAUGCUAACACCGCGGCCGCUAAGGCGCCGGCGGCCGGCCGAGGUAGAGGCCGGGUAAGGGACUACACGGUGCUGCACCCUUCCUGUCUGUCGGUGUGCAACGUCACUAUCCAGGACACCAUUGAGCGCAGCAUAGACGAGCUGGUGGCCCCGGUGGCACCCGCCGACCUGGGAGAGGCGGGCCUGAUGAAGAAGAAGUCUGACGUUCAGCUAGUGAAGAACACCAGAUUUGUGUGCCCCAGGUUCCGACCUGUCAAGACGAAGAAGGACACCAAGCUGGAGUUCUUCGGCUUCGAGGACAAGGAGGACCACGGCGGCUCGGAGGGCUCGGAGGGGGGCGUGGCCGGCGGCAGCAGCAGCUACAAGAUCAAGUACUUUGGCUUCGACGAACUCAGCGAGAGCGACAGCGACGAGGAGGGCUCCCAGGUCAAGGAGAGAAAGAAAGCCAAGAAGGCCGUUGCGGCGGCGGCGCUGGCUGCCCUUAGCGCCAGCGUGGACAGCCCCCACACCAGCGACUCUCAGGACAGCCAGACCAGCAGCAACACAGGUACGGCCGAUGGUCUUGACUUCACGGAGGACUCCAUCCCCGCAGCCCCUGACGGAGCGAAGGUGCGCUCAGGCAAGCCGGGUGACAAGUCAAAGGAGCUCACCACUGGGUUCAAGAAGAUCUUCAGCGGCCCAAAGAAGUCUCCUGCUAAAGCCUCUUACAACGCGCGCCACUGGAACCAGCCCGAGCCCGAGGAGAUGCCUCCACCACUGGCCCGCGCGCACACCGCUCCCCCCACCUUGUCGAGCGGCAGCAAGGACGGCACCGCCCACAAAGACGACGGGCUGUUCAAGGCCCCCCCGCCGCCGCCCAAGGUGAUCAAGUCAGAGACCCUCCCCACCAGGCUCCACCAGGACAUCGUGACCGCGCUCAAAUGCAGGAAGGAGCACAAGGAGCUGUACACUGUGGUGCAGCACGUGAAGCACUUCAACGACGUGGUGGAGUUUGGAGAGAACCAGGAAUUCACAGACGACUUUGAGUACCUGGAGACGGGGCUGAAGAGCAGCCAGCCGCUCAACACCCGAUGCCUUAGUAUAAUCAGCCUAGCCACGCGCUGUGCACUGCCCGGUUUCAGGAUGCAUUUGCGGGCCAGAGGAAAAGUGGCGCACGUUUUCAAGAUGAUCAGCGACGCACCACAGCAUCCGAACCUUGCUCUGUGCACCGCGGCCCUGAUGUACAUCCUGAGCCGCGACCGGCUGAACAUGGACCUGGACCGGGCCUGCCUGGAGCUGAUGAUCAAGCUGCUGGAGAUGGACCAGCUGAUCCCCCUCCAGCCGGCCCCCCAGGACCCCCAGGACCAGCCGGACCAGCUCAGCCCCAAGGAGGUGGCCAAGGUCAAGGAGAAGAUCCGCAAGCUCUGCGAGACGGUGCACAACAAACACCUGGACCUGGAGAACAUCACGACGGGCCACCUGGCAAUGGAGACUCUUCUCUCUCUGACCUCCAAGAGGGCCGGGGAUUGGUUCAAGGAAGAGCUGCGUCUCCUCGGGGGUCUGGAUCACAUCGUGGACAAAGUGAAAGAGUGUGUGGAGAACUUGAGCGAGGAGGACGACAAGGAGAACCUGGUGGCCUCCUUGUGGGGAGCGGAGCGGUGUCUGAGAGUGCUGGAGAGCGUGACGGUGCAGAACCCCGAGAACCAAGGCUACCUGAUCGCCUACAAGGACUCCCAGCUCAUCGUGUCGGCCGCCCGAGGCUUGCGCUGCUGCGAGGACAUGAUCCAGCGCUACAGCCGCGCUCUGAACAACAGUUCCCUGUGCCCCGGCUCAGAGCUGCCCCACUGUAGCUUCAGCAACGUAGGCAAGGCCGUGGAGGACUGCAUGCGGGCCGUCAUCGGCGUGCUGCUUAAUCUCACCCACGACAACGAGUGGGGGAGCACCAAGACGGGGGAGCAGGACGAGCUGAUCGUGACGGCCCUCAACUGCGUGCUACGGGCUCCCCGCUACAUCCCCCAGGAGCAGCGCUUUGACGUCCGCGUCUUGGGUCUGGGCCUGCUGAUUAACCUGGUUGAGUACAGCUCCAGGAACCGUCACAUUCUGGUGGAGAUGGAUUACGCUCUGUCAGAGGGCUGCCUGGACGACAGCAGCCUGGGGCCACCCGCCGAGCCAGCACCAGCCGGCCAGGGGGAGGAGCCUGCAGUGCCAUGCCAGGGGGCGGAGCCUGCAGUGCCAUGCCAGGGGGAGGAGCCUGCAGUGCCAUGCCAGGGGGAGGAGCCUGCAUUGCUAGGGCAGGCGGAGGAGCCUGCAGCGCCAGUGCAAGGGCAGGGGGAGGAGCCUGUAGGGAAGGGGGAGGAGCCUGCUGCCCCCGUACCAGGCGAACCUUCGGCCGACGAUGAGGACAAACCCCCGGCCACCGGGGCUCUGGCUGCCCUGGUGAAGCUCUUCCUGGAGCGCGAGCGGGCUGCCAUCCUGGCCGAGGCCAAGACCGAUGACCUCAUCAGCGAGGCGCCCAAGCCGGCGCUGGACCAGAGCGGGGAGUGGAAGGAGACGUCCGGGGAGAUCCAGUGGGUGGCGGCCGAGACCAAGGAGGGGGCGGAAACGCAGGAGCCUGAGAAGAAGAAGGAGGAGGAAGAGGAGGAGCUGGACCUGAACAAAGCUCUGCAGCACGCUGGCAAGCACAUGGAGGACAGCAUCGCAGCCUCCUACACCGCCCUGCUGUUGGGGUGCCUUUGCCAGGGGAGCCAGACGAAUGCAACUACUGUGAGGGAACAUCUACCCAAAGGCGACUUUUCCAUCAUGACGGAAAUGCUGAAGAAGUUCUUGAACUUCAUGAACCUCACUUGCUCCGUGGGUACCACAGGACAGAAGUCCAUCACGCGGGUUAUCGAGUACCUCGAGCGAUGUUAACACACCUCGCUGUCUCUCUCUCACUCUCGCUCUCGCUCUCUCUCUCUCUCUCUCUGGCUCUCUCUCUAACUCUCUCACUCUCUCUCUCUGGCUCUCUCUCUAACUCUCUCACUCUCUCUGCCUCGCUCUCCUUCUCUGCCUCUCUGGGCCCACACACACACACACACUCUGCACCUACACACACCGACUGCACAGCGAGGCGGGGGAGAAGGGUGGCGGCGAAAUAUCCGCCAGGAAUGGAGCGACAGGGCGUGUCGUCUGGACCCCGUCCCAAAAUGCCUCUCUAACUGCAGAUCACGGCCAAUUGUGAUCGGCACCCCGGUAGCAUGGUGAGGGAAGAGCCUUGCACCAAAGCCAUGGGGUCCCAUCGACGAGGCGGCCAAACCCAUCCAGCCCUCUUGCCCUCUUGUACCGUUACAUCUAGGUUGCCGAAGUGCGACGCCUGGUCUAGCCAGAUCUAGGAGUCUGGACCGGUCCCGGUCGCCCGCCCGGUAGGAUUGCAUCCCUUUAACGAGGAACGGUACUCCAGCCGACGGUGGAGUUAAUGGCUGGGGCGGGCGGGGGCGUGUGUGGUCGCUGGGGCAGGGUCGGUGCUUAACAUUGUGCGGUCACAGAGUGUUUGUUCUUAACAGUAAUGCUUGGCCCAAGUGGGAACUUAAGAUUUCGUAUUUCAUAGAUCAUUGCAUUUGAAUAUGGUCCCCCAGCCGCGAGCGAGGAUGGGAACCGGCGACUGGAAAGCACGGCUUGCGUUCAUGGAUUUUUAGAGUGUUCCAUACGUGUCCAUGAUACCUUAUUUUUAUGUUUUUCGGACACGAUCAGUUUUAAAGUGAGACUCACUGUGUUUAGGAUAAGUUCAUGCCUUUAUCAACGUGCAUGUUUUAUUACUAGCUUGAUGGGGAUAAAAAAACGAUAAGAUAAGCUUUUAUGAUUUUCUUCUGAUUGUUGCCAUUUGUUUUUUUUUACUAUACAGAUGCAAAACAAACUGAGAUUUUGUUUUCUGAUAAUGGCAUGGAUCUUCUUUUGAUUUUAUUUAAACAUUUUCACAAGUUAGUUUUGAUAAAAUUAGUCUUAGGGUUGGGCUUCUAACGUUUGUGUCCUUGGCUGAGCGUGGCACCAAAAUCAAAUAUUACGAAUAUUGAAUGUCAUACUACUACUUUGCCAGUAUCAGUCAGAAUUUUCUACAUAUUUAAUUUGGAAUCCAUUAGGUAUCGUAUAAUUAGGGAUUUAAACUUGUUUGUCUUAGAAUACUCAGUAUUGAGCCUUGUUUUAAAAUGUGUGUUUUUGAGUUUGAAGGGGUCCAUUUUACCAUGUUUUUAUUUCCUCUCCGUUGGAGUGCCCUUGGACAUGCCACAUAUACCACAUAUGCUACAGCUCCAUUGAUGGACAUAGGUUUUGAACUGCUGUGUGUAGGACUCAAGCGAAAACUACUGUCAACUAAUUUUAGCAGGAUAAUGUUUUAUGUUCAUUUCUUGUUCACUUGUGUUGUGGAUUGCAUCUCAUAGUCUAGGGAUGUCCUUUAUACCAUUCACUGACGGGUUCGACCCAUGGAGGAUGAAGAGGCACGAUCCAACCAUAAUGCAUUGGGUUCAUUGAAAACGCGUCAAUUGGUUUAAAGCACCAAUCUCAAGUACUCUUGGUAAACCAAUAACUGAACAAAGUACAGCCAUACCUUUUAAUAAGUAGAUUACCUACGUUGUAUCUGUUUUUGAAUUCAAUGAAUAUAAUUGCGGUUUAAUGUAAAUGACUUACUUGGUUAAAUUUGGUCUGAAAUGGGAUAAUGGAAUGUAAAUAGUCCUGUACAUAGUGGUAAGCAGAUGUUUAAAAUGCUUGGACUACUUUUUUUCUUGAAGCUAAUAUUUUUAUUUUAUACAAUAUUUCCCAGUUCAUGAUUUGACGAAAACAAAAGUUUUUGAGAACUGCAGGAGGAAACCAGUUUGUACCUCUUUCAGUGGCGUUGUCUUUGGUUACGUUGUAAAUAGCUGUUUAAAGAAUUGCUACUUUUAAAUACACUC